AGUUCGAGGUUGUCGUAUAGAUUCCAUGGACGCCCUAAUGCCAACACAUGUGCAAAGCUAUAUCUGAACCAUGUCGGUGUGCGUCGCGUAUGACUAUGCCCAAGGAAAGUCUUAAUCAUUUUUGGCUGAGUUUAGUGUGCAUAGGGCGGUACUCGCAGCGCCAGAGAUUUUGCCGAUCCAAAGUUUGAUUUUCCCCAUUCAAUAUAAUGUCACUGACCAGGUCGUCGUCGAGAAAGGAUCUAGCCGAGCAGAAUCAGAAUCAGAAUCAGAACGGCAGUCAGCCCAAAUCGACGACCAUAGUCAAGUAUGAGAAGUCGUCGUGCCUCUUCUGCAACGAAUGGUUCGAUGCCCAGACAUUCACGGAACACCUGAUCCACUGCGGCCAGGUGCUGGAGGAGUGUCCCAACGGCUGUCAGGCCUUCAUCCCACGCAUCCGGAUGCGAUCCCAUCUGAAGGAGUGUCCACGCAACCAGCACAAUCUGAGCAGCCAGCAGCGCAUGAGUGUCAGCAUGGAUCGCCUGGAUAGGCAGUCGGAUCAGCGUCUCCUGGUCAUCGAACAGGACGUGGGCACCAUACGGUCCGUUCUCAACGAGGAGAUACGACAGCGUUUGCAUCUCAUCACCGAUGUGGGCAACAUACGGAAGCAGAACCAGGUCGUCGAGGAUUGGACCCGCGAAACGGAGAAGGCGAUGGACGAUCUGCGCCGCCAGAUGGAGGAGGAAACCAAUCGGAAGGCAUUUGCCAUCGAACAGAACCAGCUGGAUGUCCAGUACUGCUGUGAUAUCACACAGUCUUUGAAGGAGCAAGUGGAGUCCAGGCUGGAUGAGGCCCAAAAGCUGGUCAACCAGCUCUCGGCGGACGUGACCUAUCACCAGAAUCAGCUGAACGACAAUAUCCUGAAGCUGGAGGAGCUGAUCUUUGAGAACGAGCGGCUCAACAGGGAGAAGUUCUUUCAGAUCGAGGAGUUCCUGCAGCAGAUCAAUGAGGAUAUCAAAACGAAGCUGGGCAACAGUGACUAUGUGACGUCGAAGCAGGCCACCUUGGACUACGAGGUGAAGAAUGUGAAGAACAUUGUGUGCGAAACGGAGGAGCGUUGCGAUAAAUUGGAUCGAGCACUUCACCAGACCAUGCAGAAUAUAUCGGACUUGGAGACGCAAAUGGCCAUGCAGCAGCGGAUUGCCAGUGUCCAGAAUAUAAGGGGACACUUGAUUUGGCGCAUCAAGGAUUACUCGAAAAAACUGGAAGAGUCCAAGCAGUACGACACCAUUCUCCAUAGCGCCAUGUUCUCCAAUAAAGCCUUUGGCUAUGCUCUACGUCUGGAUAUAUACUUGAAUGGCAAGGGCACCUGGAAGGGCAGGAACAUGAUCGCCUGCUUGAACGUCCUAUCCGGGGAGUACGAUCCCCUACUGGCCUGGCCCUGCCGCCUCCAGGCCGAGAUCAUCAUCCGGGAUCAGUGCACGAAUGCGGCAGAUGCCGAGGAUUAUGUGAAGACCAUCUUUGUGCGCAAGAAGAGCGAUGAUUUCAUCCAGAGCAACCAGUACUUUCACAUACCACACAAGGUGAUCACCAGCCGCAACUAUCUUCGCAACGAUUCCAUGUUCAUCGAGGUUCGAGUUUUGAAAUAAAACCCAUGUACUCCCCCGUCCG
Messenger RNA from Drosophila mauritiana, 1647 nucleotides. It is a transcript of the gene Traf-like, whose product is annotated as TNF receptor-associated factor 3. Bases 207 to 1625 code for a protein of 472 amino acids. Gene Ontology annotation, molecular function: tumor necrosis factor receptor binding; ubiquitin protein ligase binding. Gene Ontology annotation, cellular component: plasma membrane signaling receptor complex; cytoplasmic side of plasma membrane. Gene Ontology annotation, biological process: tumor necrosis factor-mediated signaling pathway; regulation of canonical NF-kappaB signal transduction; protein K63-linked ubiquitination. The transcript has 5 exons. Lineage: Eukaryota; Metazoa; Arthropoda; Insecta; Diptera; Drosophilidae. The record is from RefSeq and is a predicted model, not a curated record.